Messenger RNA from Peromyscus leucopus (white-footed mouse), 4794 nucleotides. It is a transcript of the gene Gnl3l, whose product is annotated as G protein nucleolar 3 like. The record is from RefSeq and is a predicted model, not a curated record. The transcript has 16 exons. Lineage: Eukaryota; Metazoa; Chordata; Mammalia; Rodentia; Cricetidae. Bases 159 to 1889 code for a protein of 576 amino acids. Gene Ontology annotation, molecular function: GTP binding. Gene Ontology annotation, cellular component: nucleolus.
UAGCUGGGCUGGGAUCCGGAAGUCCGGGCGGAGCCUAGCCGCGCGGUCGUCGUUAGGCAGCGUUGUGCUUCUAUAGCAGCUCUCGGAGGUCCCUGCCGGAAGUGUAGGAAGAAAGUGGCAGAUUUGAACGUUUCUCUUUGCAAGCUUGUCUGAUCAUCAUGAUGAAGCUUAGACACAAAAACAAAAAACCAGGUAAAGGUUCCAAAGGCUGUAAGAAGCCUGCAAGGCAGAAUGGGAAGAAAGUAACAUCCAGACCAUCAUCUGCUCCCCAGUUGGUUCAUGGCAAUGAUCACGCCAGUCGGGAGGCUGAGUUAAAGAAGAAAAGGGUUGAGGAGAUGAGGGAGAAGCAGCAGGUUGCCCGGGAGCAAGAGAGACAAAGACACAGGACCAUGGAGAGCUAUUGCCAGGAUGUCCUGAAACGUCAGGAGGAGUUUGAGCACAAGGAGGAAGUUUUGCAGGAAUUAAAUAUGUUUCCUCAGUUGGAUGAUGAGGCUACACGGAAGGCCUAUUACAAGGAGUUUCGUAAGGUAGUAGAGUACUCUGAUGUGAUUCUGGAAGUCUUGGAUGCCAGAGACCCAUUGGGCUGCCGCUGUUUCCAGAUGGAGGAGACUGUCCUUCGAGCAGAAGGCAACAAGAAGCUGGUCUUGGUCUUGAAUAAGAUUGACCUGGUUCCCAAGGAGAUUGUGGAAAAAUGGCUGGAGUACCUUCAGAAUGAGUUGCCAACCGUGGCUUUCAAAGCCAGCACCCAGCAUCAGAUGAAAAACUUGACUCGGUGUAAAGUUCCAGUGGACCAGGCUUCUGAGUCACUGUUGAAAAGCAAAGCCUGUUUUGGAGCUGAAAACCUCAUGAGGGUCCUGGGGAACUAUUGCCGCCUGGGGGAAGUGCGUACCCACAUUCGAGUGGGGGUUGUCGGCCUUCCCAAUGUGGGAAAGAGCAGUCUGAUCAAUAGCCUGAAGCGCAGCCGUGCGUGUAGUGUGGGAGCUGUUCCUGGUGUCACAAAAUUCAUGCAGGAGGUCUACUUAGACAAGUUCAUCAGGCUGCUAGAUGCUCCAGGCAUUGUCCCAGGACCCAAUUCAGAGGUGGGCACCAUCCUGCGUAAUUGCGUCCAUGUGCAGAAGCUGGCAGAUCCUGUGACCCCGGUGGAGACCAUCCUUCAGCGCUGCAACCUGGAGGAGAUUUCCAACUACUAUGGUGUCUCUGGAUUCCAGACUACUGAGCACUUUUUGACUGCAGUGGCCCACCGCUUGGGAAAGAAGAAGAAGGGAGGUGUAUAUAGUCAAGAGCAGGCUGCCAAAGCUGUCCUGGCUGACUGGGUGAGUGGGAAGAUCAGCUUCUAUACCCCACCACCACCUACUCACACUCUGCCCACCCAUCUCAGUGCCGAGAUUGUUAAGGAGAUGACUGAGGUCUUUGAUAUCGAAGAUACUGAACAUGCCAAUGAAGACACCAUGGAAUGCUUGGCCGUGGGAGAAUCCGAUGAGCUUUUGGGUGACAUGGACCCACAAGAAAUGGAGGUCAAGUGGCUCCAUUCUCCGCUGGUGAAAAUAGCAGAUGCCAUUGAAGAUAAAACCACCGUAUAUAAGAUUGGAAACCUCACUGGGUAUUGUACCAAACCAAACCGUCAACAGAUGGGGUGGCCUAAACGCAAUGUGGACCACCAUUGCCCCCAAAACAAUCGUAUAGUGGAAGUCAGUUCAGUGGAUCGCCGCCCGAUGUUGCAGAGGAUCCUGGAGACAGACCCACUUCAACAAGGCCAGGCUCUGGCAUCUGCCUUGAAGAAUAAGAAAAAAUUGCAGAAGCGUUCAGAUAAAAUCGCCAAUAAGUUGUCGGAUUCCAUGAUGUCAAUCCUCGACCUCUCUGGCAACAGCGACGACACCGCUGGAGACUGAUGAGCUGAUCUUCCCCUCACACUGCAAACACUGUUUCCUACGGGAUGGGAGACGACAGGUGUCGUUCCAUUCUCCCUGAUGUACCUACAUAGUAGAAGAACACCUCCCACACCAUGUAUCUUGUGCCACAGUGCCCUCCAUUCUCCUCAGUUAAGAGUCUUAAAGGUCUGGAACUGCCAAUCCCCAAUACCCACUAUUUAAUUCUUGCUGUCUUGGAAAAUGACUUUUUGUUUGUUUUUGUGGUGCCAAGGAUUGAACCUAAUAGGUCGUCACACAUGUUAGACAAACAAUCUAUUGCCAAGCUGUAUUAUUAUUAUCGUUAUCACCAUCUCUUAUUGUCAUUGGAGAAAGAGCCUUGCUUUGGAUCCCACUUUGCUUACUCAGCCUCCCUCCCGAGUAGUGGAUUACAUGCUUCUGUCACCACUCCCAGCUCCCACUGUGUUUUACAAGGUAAAAUAUCCGCAGAGUCUUGGCAUGGUAGCUACAUACCUGAAAUCCUGACACUUGGGAGACUGGAACUAGGAGAAUUGCAAGUUACAGGACAGCCUGGACUAUCUGGCAAGACCCUUUCUCAAUAAAGCAAACAACCCAAAACAAGUAAGAGUCCGGGCAGUGGUGGCGCACGCCUUUAAUCCCAGCACUCAGGAGGCAGAGGCAGGCGGAUCUCUGAGUUCUAGGUUAGCCUGGUCCAGGACUACAGGGAGAAACUCUGUCUCGAAAAACAAAUAAUAAAUAAAUAAAUGAAACUGUAAUUAUUAAAAAAUACAAAUAAGCAAAGUCCAAGUGUUAGCAAUGUAACCUGUACUCUCAGUUCCUGUGUCCUACCCUGUGGGUUAGGCUGAUAAGGGUUGACCUCUUAGGGAAGGUCAAUCUUCUAAAGGAUGGACUGCUGAGAAACCUGGUGGUGGCGGUGGUGGUGGUGGGUUGUCCCCGGAUGGGUGAUCCUUUCUGUUUUUAUCACCCCACAAGAUCUCAGUGCCUAGGCAUCCCUAAGGCUCUUGGCUACGCAUUUUCCAAAUUAAUAGGUAGGUCCUCAUCUGGGUAGCGUAGGAGUAGAGAAGCACAGUGGUGAGUCUUCUAUGAUUCUGGAAGUGUCUGGGGAUAGGGAAAAGGGUUGAAGAUUCUAGAAGGGGUAUAGAUACCCUAUCAUAGUGAGUUGGAAAGCCAUUGGCUGCAGGAUGUUCAGGGAAUGCAGCCCUUACCCAUGUUUUUCAGAGUUAGAUACUGGCUGAGCAUAAACUACCAGUCUCUGAGAAUCAGUUAGCUCCUUUAACUUGCAGCGCAUCCCUACCAGGAAGGGAUAAGGCUCAGAAAGCUGACUGCAUGUGCUCACACCAACAUUAAAUGGCGGUGUGCUGGGUUUAAAAGGAGUGUAAUUAAAAUCCUGUGCUAACCUUUUCUGCUGUAUUAUAUUGCCUUCUCAACAUAGGAACACUGGUCAGGCAUCUACUCUGUGGUAUUGUCUGUUGUCAAAACUUCUACUCUGCUUUUAAAAACUGGUAACAUUUUAUGAAAACUGCUUUCCAAGUCUCUUUAAAUGGUGUUCAACUUAGUUUACUGAUUUCAUUGAAGUUUUGGUAGAUAAUAAUAUAUUAGAAAUAAAAGCAUCUAGACCCUUGGGAACACAAUCUAUCCAAAAUAAAAUAGAACUAAAAUAAUCGUGCCAGGAUAAGAAUUUUGGACUCUGACCAGGUGGGUGGCUCACACCAGUAAUCCCAACACUGAGGAUGCUGAGGCAGGAAGAUGGCUGUGAGUCUGAGUCCAGCCUGGACUGCAGAGUAAGAGACUGUCUCAAAGCAAACCAAAAUAACGAUAUUCUAACUCUGUUGUAUCUUAUGGGAGUGUGUGUGUGUGUGUGUGUGUGUGUGUGUGUGUGUGUGUGUGUGUGUGUACAUGCAUGCAGAGGGUUUUCCCCAUGUAACCCAGGAUGGUCUUAAACUCCAGAGCCUUCUGGUCAGCUUCCCAAGUGCUGGGUUUACAGGGGUUUGCCAUCAUGCCUGGUUGUGUCUUAACUCUUAAAGCAAUUUCUUGGAUCUUUAGUCUCACUUUAAAAAAUAAUUUUUCUACAAUAAAUUUCACCCUUUAUAAUCUUAAGUUCUAUAAGUUUGGAUACUUGUUAAUAGGGGUGGUCUGCCACCAUUAUCAAGAUACAGAAUUUUUAGUCAGGCAGUGGUGGUACAUGCCUCUGAUCUCAGCACUUGGGAGGCAGAGGCAGGUGGAUCUCUGAGUUCAAGGCCAGCCUGGUCUACAAAAUGAGUUCCUGGACAGCCAGAACUGUUACAUAGAGAAACCAUGUCUUGGAAAACAAACAAACAAAAACCAACAAUAACAGAAAAAAAGUAUACAGAAUUGUUGUGGCGUUCCCCCCAAACUUACCAUGUCUCCUUGUAAUAUAGCCUGCCCCCAUGCUCAGAUACUGUUCCUUAGAAUGGAUGUCAUAAGUCACACAGGGGCUUACUUUAUGCCAUUAAGCUUUUAGCUUUGUACUUUGAAACUUUACAUUCGAGUAAAAUACAGUUGCAUCAGCACUGAUAACUGGAUAAAUAAAGAGGAGUAACCGUGAACACAAGAGCAGAAAGAUUCUGUUAGCCUCCCCAGCCAUCUCAUGCUGUGAUAGUCAAAUCCAGUUCUCUAGACCCAGCCCAUGGCAAUCACUGACGUGUGCUUUCACCAUCUGCUUUAUCUCUUGAAAAGAGUUGUAAGUGGAAUUUAACAGUAUGUAACUUGUGAGUAUAACUUGCUGUGAAUUUUAGAUUUGAGAUCCGUAUUACUGGGUGUAUCAAUAGUUCUGACUUCUAUUUCAUACUCCAUUGUGUGGAUGUACUGCUGCUUAUUCAAUCCCAAGUUGGAAGACAUUCUUUACAGUUGAGGAGGAAGUUAUGAAUAAAGCUGCUAUAAGAACUUG